AUGGCCGUUGACACUGUACCACAGUCGAAGCACUCUUGGGCUGACGAAAUUGAAGAGGAAGAGGACGCAUUCCAACCAAAGGUUAUUUCUGACGAGAAUGGCAUCAAGACCAUUGUUGUAUAUCGAGACAAUGAAGAUGGCAAGCGCGUCAAGGUGACACGCAAGAUUCGAUCCAAACUCGUUACUGAACAUGUCAACAAGGCCGUUGCUCAACGUAAAAAAUGGGUCAAGUUUGGUGAUGAGACCGGCAACAAGCCUGGACCUGAUCUUUCCACUACCACCAUUGGUGAAAACAUCCCAUUGAAGCUUGGUAGCACUACUGGCAAGAGCGUGGACACUGUUGCAGCUGAAGAAGCACAAGACAAGGUGCGUCGUGCAGCCAAGGCCAAGAACAUCAUGUGCCGUAUCUGUAAAGGCGAACAUUUCACAUCCAAGUGUCCCUACAAGGAUACUUUGCAACCCUUGGACGAAAUUGCAAACUCGAUCCAAAACGUCAAGCUCGAAGCAGGCACUCCCGAAGCAGCAGCAGCAGCAGCAGCAGCAGAUACCAAUGCCGGUGGAUCCAAAUACACACCUCCUCAUCUCCGUGGUAAAGGUGCUGGUGCUGGUGAAUCCAUGCGUGAUUCUCGACGUGAUGAUAGUGCUACUCUUCGUGUUACCAACUUGUCUGAGGAUGUUGUCGAAGGUGAUAUUCACGACUUGUUCUACCGCUUUGGUCACAUUGCUCGCGUCUAUCUUGCACGUGAUCGGGAAACAGGUCUUUGCAAGGGCUUUGCUUUCGUGUCAUUCACUGAUAGAGAAGAUGCCGAGCGCGCACAACAAGCUAUCAACGGCUACGGUUACGAUAACCUUAUCUUGAGAGUCGAAUUCGCCCGCAGCUCAUAA
Molecule: messenger RNA, 885 nt
Organism: Lichtheimia ornata
Lineage: Eukaryota; Fungi; Mucoromycota; Mucoromycetes; Mucorales; Lichtheimiaceae
Exons: 6
Coding region: 1-885 (294 amino acids)
Cellular component (GO): cytoplasm; eukaryotic translation initiation factor 3 complex
Molecular function (GO): RNA binding; translation initiation factor activity
Source: RefSeq, a predicted model, not a curated record